AACACGAACCGACUCCGAAUCGCUCGGAUAGAAGACACGAUCAAGGAUUUGUCAUGAAAAGGAUCUAAAAUAAGGCCUGUCAUUUUCUGUAUCUUUCUUUCUUUCAAAAUCCAGCAUAAUGAUGCGUAAGUUCAGUUCGGAGGGUGCGUUGUUGGAGAUGGACUGCCUGCCCUGGGGAGAUCGAGAUGGGACCUUGGAGGAUGGGCCAGAUGGAGCCUCAGCAUCCUAUCCUUGCACCCCAGAUGCAAAGUCAGGGAGUGCUGGAAAGGGGGAGCUUAAAAGAGAUCACAGCAUUAGUAUGGAAAAUCUGGUUGACUUGGAGAAGGACUCUGGUUUACUGAAAGUGACGAAUCUUAAUGAGAGCUUUAAAGCGUACAGUGACAGCCAGCUCACUGGCAAUGCCAAAGGCAGCUUUGAGAGUGUGGGAAAGUGUGAAGCCCAGCACCACUCCCCAUCAUCCACACUGAAAUCCGGCCAUAUGCCUGUCUCCCCAAAACCUCCCCUCUAUCACCGAAAGCAAGCUCGGGCCAAACUGACAGCUGCUAAAUUACAUCUUAAAAGUUUGUUUGGACAGGGUUCACCGCAGUCCUCGCAUUCGAAUUUGACAAGUGCAGAGCACAGAGAGAACAUAACCAGCACUAAAGAGAAGCGUUCUCAAAUGCCUUUCCUCAGGCAGUGGAGUCAGGUGGGCCACGGCAGAGCUCAACUCAGCAGGGAGGAGAUGGAAAGUUGGGCCAAGUCCCUUGAUGCUUUGCUGGAAAGCAGAGUGGGAGUCACAGUGUUUGAAGCGUUCCUGCGAUCCGAGUUCAGUGAGGAAAACCUGCAGUUCUACUCGGCCUGUGAGCAGUACAGACAGUCGUCCAACAAAUUCAGCCUGCAGAGACGGGCAAAAAUGAUUACUGAGACUUACAUCCAGCCAGGUGCUCCCAGAGAGGUGAACCUGGACAGCAAGACGAGAGAACUGACCCUAGAGCUCCUCAAAGGCCCCUCUCACACUUCCCUCUCACAUGCUCAAAGACGCAUCUACUGCCUCCUGGAAAUGGACUGUUACCCCCGCUUCCUCCAGUCGGAGAUCUACCUCACACUACUGAGGGAUUCAUAUUAGAACAAGAAUGGGCAAAAUGUCUGAAAGGGGAGUCAUCCUAAAAACUGAACAGACAUCAUGCCUGGACAGUGGAGACCGCAAACUUGUCUCUGUGAUGAAAAAAAAUCAUCUUAACUACUGAAGAACGUUUUAGUGAAAAAAAGUGAAACAGACGAGCAGAGAUGAUGCGAUUGUAUUGAAUUUGAAUGCAUAGUGUCUAAAGGGGAAAGAAGUGCUGACAUUUUACGUUUGAUAUGGGCUUUUUUAUUUGCUACACUGAAACGAUAUCACUGGACUAAAUGGCUUGUUAACAGUCAACAAAGGGAAAAACAUGUCUGGCAAGAAUGGGCUGUUCAGUGAAAGGCCGGAGCACUCAUUAGGGUCAGACCAUUCUUUGACUCCAACUGUAUGUGUGGUUACAGAGGAGCAGCACUAAUGACUCAUUCCUCGAAUUUACUUUCCAAUAAAUAAUUCUAUAAUAUAUUCAAACAAAACCUCAAGCUCUCACCAAGACAAAAUUAAAAUAGACUGUCAUCUAAAUAAGCAAUAUGAACACAAGUACUUUAAAUAAAAGUUAAAAACUUCCUCGUAGGCUUGAGAUCAGACGGCCAGAUUGAGUUUAAAAUGUUUGAGACAUUUUAAACCCUGUGCAUUAGCAUAUUAUGAUUUUAUGAUCACAGAUUGCAUAUUAAAGCUGUACUCGUCAUUCAUUUGAAGAAAAUGUGACUGUAGACAUUGAAAUCAAAGGUCUAUCACUGAGUUUGGCCCUUUUUUAAAUCGAAAUAAUAUGAACCCAUGUUAUUAAAAAGGGUUUUUGGUUGUUUUUAGGUAACUAGAAUUCACUAAAUGUCACACAUACUUAAGUGACACUCUGUAGAGCGUGUUGCAGGGAAAUGUCACAAGUUGACAGGUUUGAAAUGCAGACACUGAACGGGAACCUGCUUGAGCAAACUGGCUUGACACCAGCACUAAUACCAUCCCAGUGAGCACACGUACAUUUCCAAGGCUUCAGUUAAAGAGAAAAUUACCUGAAGAGCACUUAUUCUUAUUAUUAGACAAAUUAAGAACAUCUUAAAAAGAGCAGAUCACAAAAAUGUCAACUUGAACAUCUGAGAGGGAACAUUUUUCAAAUGUAUAUUCCAGAUGAAUGCACAUAGCAAAAAACUUUGUGAUGUGUUUGUAUUUUAGUGUCUGUUGAUGAUGUCUGCUGUGACUGACAGACGGUACAUGUAUUAUUACUGUAGACAUGCUACUAAGAACCGCAUGCACUAAUGUCCUUGGUUUAAUCUGUUUGAGUAUAAUAUAAAGGAUUUCCUUAAGGGAAUCAUGGAAUUAUGUGAUCAGUGUAUAAGAAUGAGCAUCAGUUUGACUGUCAAAGUAUUUAUGUUGUUUGAGAGCAGCGGUAUAAAUGAAUCGAGCAGAACAAAUGUUUAACCAUUUAAUUUAAUUUUCACAAAAAAGUCUGUACUUUUGCAUUGACCGGUUUUUGGAGAACAUUAUAAAACAUUGUGAUUAUAAAAGCACAAGCCAUAAAAUGAAUAGCUGACACAUUUAUAAAUAGGACUGAUAAAAAAAAAGUUACAAAUAGCUGCUUGAUGUUUUUUUCAUUAAAGGUCUUUUUCACUUUUGUGGUUUAAUAAAAGUUCUUUCUCUCCCUU
This is a messenger RNA of Sinocyclocheilus rhinocerous, 2742 nucleotides long. Its product is annotated as regulator of G-protein signaling 18-like. The record is from RefSeq and is a predicted model, not a curated record. Bases 119 to 1105 code for a protein of 328 amino acids. The transcript is spliced from 6 exons. NCBI's taxonomy places the organism in Eukaryota, Metazoa, Chordata, Actinopteri, Cypriniformes, Cyprinidae.